Molecule: messenger RNA, 4322 nt
Organism: Bombina bombina (fire-bellied toad)
Lineage: Eukaryota; Metazoa; Chordata; Amphibia; Anura; Bombinatoridae
Gene: NRDC
Product: nardilysin convertase
Molecular function (GO): metal ion binding
Source: RefSeq, a predicted model, not a curated record
UGUGCGGCCUACAGUACCGGUGAUAGGGACACGCACACACGGGAAACAUGCCGGCCCGGACCCCGCACGCCGCCUGUCCCACCUCCCGCACCGACACCGCUCCGGUUCGUGAGGAGACCGAGCUCGUCGCUGAGGAUACGGACAUCAGCAAGUCACCUAGUGAUCCUAAAGCUUACCGGUUCAUCCAGCUGGAGAAUGGGCUGAGAGCUCUGCUGAUCUCUGACCUGUCCUCUGCUUGCCAAGAUCAGUCAGAUUCUUCCGAUGAAGAUGCAGAAUGGGAAUCGGAAGAUGAAAGUGAUGAUGAGGAAGAGGAUGACGAUGAUGAAGUGGACGAAGAAGAGGAGGUUACUGAUGAUGCAUAUUCCAAGAAAGGCUGCACUGAGAAGCUGUCUGCAGCCGCCUUGUGUGUUGGGGGUCGGAAGUUUAGUGACCCAGAAGACCUACCCGGCUUAGCACACUUUUUGGAACACAUGGUGUUCAUGGGCAGUGAGAAGUACCCAGACGAGAACGGGUUUGAUGCAUUCCUGAAGAAACACGGUGGAACUGACAAUGCCUCGACAGACUGCGAACGCACCAUAUUCCAAUUUGAUGUUCAAAGGAAACAUUUCAAAGAGGCCUUAGACAGGUGGGCCCAGUUCUUUAUAUCGCCUCUCAUGGUCAGGGACACCAUCAAUAGAGAGAAGUGGAAGCUGUGUGAUAGUGAAUACCAGCUAGCCAAACCUUCUGACUCCAAUCGCAAGGAAAUGCUAUUUGGUAGCCUGGCUAAGCCUGGUCACCCAAUGAGCAAGUUUUUCUGGGGAAAUGCUCAGACUUUGAAAAAUGACCCCAAGGAGCAAGGGAUUGAUAUUCACGCACGUCUGAAAGAAUUCUACAGGACGUUCUACUCCGCGCACUACAUGACUCUGGCUGUGCAGUCUAAAGAAACGCUGGAUGCCCUGGAAGAGUGGGUGAGGGAGAUAUUUGCAGAGGUCCCUAAUAAUGGAGUAGAAAAACCAGACUUCAGUCACCUUAGCGAACCAUUUGAUACUCCUGAAUUCCAUGCACUGUACCGAGUUGUCCCUAUUAAGAAGGUUCAUGCUUUGACAAUAACGUGGGCACUGCCUCCCCAGGAGAAGUAUUACAAGGUGAAACCGCUUCAUUACAUCUCGUGGUUGAUUGGACACGAGGGCAAGGGCAGCAUUCUCUCACUCCUGCGCAAGAAGUGCUGGGCUCUGGCUUUGUUUGGAGGCAACAGUGAAACCGGCUUUGAGCAAAACACAACAUACUCUGUGUUCAGCGUUUCCGUCACCCUGACUGAUGCCGGAUAUGAUCAUUUCUAUGAGGUCGCUUACCUCGUGUUCCAGUAUUUAAAGAUGCUGCAGCAACUUGGACCACAGGAGAGAAUUUUCCGGGAAAUACAGAAAAUUGAAGAUAAUGAGUUUCACUAUCAGGAGCAGACGGACCCAAUUGACUUUGUGGAGAAUAUCUGUGAGAACAUGCAGCUAUUUCCUAAGGAGGACUUCCUAACAGGCGAUCAGCUGCUGUUUGAGUACCACCCAGAGGUCAUUGCUGAUGCUCUGAAAGGGCUGACUCCCCAGAAUGCCAAUCUGCUUCUGCUCUCACCGGCCAACGAGGGGAGAUGUGACCAGAAGGAGAAGUGGUUCGGAACUCAGUACAGCAGGGAAGAUAUUGAUGAAAAAUGGAAAGACCUCUGGGCUAGUGACUUUGAGUUAAACCCGGAGCUUCGUCUCCCAAAUGAAAACCAAUUCAUAGCCACUGACUUCACUCUGAAGAGCUCGGACUGUUUGGACACAGAGUAUCCUGUAAAAAUAGCGGACUCUGAGCUUGGCUGCUUGUGGUACAAGAGAGACAACAAAUUUCGUAUUCCAAAGGCAUACAUUCGUUUCCAUCUCAUAUCCCCCUUAAUACAGCAGUCGCCUGAAAAUCUGGUUCUGUUUGACAUCUUUGUUAACAUCUUAGCCCAUACACUGGCUGAACCUGCAUACGAUGCCGAUGUAGCUCAGCUGGAGUAUAAACUGGUAGCAGGAGAGCACGGAUUAGUCAUCAAAGUGAAGGGAUUCAACCACAAACUGCCACUUCUGUUUGAUCUUAUCAUUGACUAUCUGGCAAACUUCACGGCUUCUCAUGACGUUUAUGAGAUGAUCACUGAGCAACUAAAGAAAACCUAUUUCAAUCUUCUCAUCAAAACAGAAAAGCUGGGAAAAGAUGUUCGUCUUUUGAUCCUGGAACACAACCGUUGGUCCAUGAUAGAAAAGUACCAGACACUCUUGCAGGGUCUGACUUUGGAACGCCUCAUGUCCUUUGUAGUGGCAUUCAAAUCUCAGCUGUAUGCUGAGGGUUUAGUGCAAGGGAACUUCACCAGCAAGGAAUCAUCAGAGUUCCUCAACACUAUUAUCAGGAAGCUGCAAUUUAUGCCCCUGCAAACCUCUGUCCCUGUGCAGUUCCAGGUGGUUGAAUUACCAAGUGCCCAUCACUUGUGUAAAGUGAAAUCGCUGAAUAAAGGGGACUCCAAUUCUGAGGUUACUGUGUAUUACCAGUCUGGUGCUAAGAAUUUAUGGGAUUUCACCUUGAUGGAGCUGCUUGUGAUGCACAUGGAGGAACCGUGUUUUGACUAUCUGAGGACUAAACAAACCCUGGGCUAUCACGUGUACCCGACCUGCAGAAACACCUCAGGGAUUCUGGGAUUCUCUGUGACGGUGGCCACACAGGCAACUAAAUACAAUUCUGAAGCAGUUGAUAAGAAAAUCGAUGAUUUCCUGACUUGUUUUGGUGACAAAAUGGAAAAACUAUCAGAGGAUGCUUUUAAAACACAGGUAAAGGCGUUAAUAAAACUGAAGGAAUGUGAAGAUACACACCUGGGAGAGGAAGUGGACCGGAACUGGAGCGAGGUACUGACCCAGCAGUAUCUCUUCGACCGCCUGGAACAUGAGAUUGAUGCCCUUAAAAAGUUCACCAAACAGGAUUUGGUAGUUUGGUUCCAGGAUCAUAGAAGCUCCGAUAGAGUUCUGAGUGUUCAUGUGGUUGGAUAUGGGGAGAAAGAACCAGAUGUUGUGUUAUCUCCGGUGCCCCCUGGAGAGCCAGAGAGCUCUUACGGCAACAUCUCAAGUCUUACCUUCCUUCCACCCUCCUCACUGAUGGCGGAUACAGCGCCGAUUACAGACAUCCGCGGCUUCACAUCUACCCUGUCGCUUCUUCCAUAUCACAAAAUAAUCAAAUGAAGGUUGUUCCGCGGGAUGAAGGAUGAACAUUUACACCGUAAACUUGUGUUUGCUGCAACUUCUUCUUCUAAACCUUUGCAGUUUACUACCCGGGGUGCUUUUAAAGGAACAGUUUGCACUUUUUAGUUUACAUAACAUAAGCUGGCAAUAAGGCAAAUUCUGUGAGUGCACAAUGUUUUAAAGGUGAGCAUUUGCAGCUACCCCUGGUGAAUUGAUAAUAUAGACUGCAGAUAUUGUUUUUAAAGCGAGUGAGACUUUGUUUUUUAACGGAAUUGGUGGAAAUCAGCAUUUUGUCAUUAUGAUUUCAUAAAAAAACAAACAUUGUCAUUACAGAGAGUGCCGUUAUGCAGAUAGCACAAUGUCAUUUUAUUUUGCUAAGGCAAGAACAGAUCUACUGGAAGCAAAGGGGAAAUGCUUGUAUUGGGUUUAGCUAUGAGAUGGUUUUAUUGAGAAUUUGCCAGCCCGGUGUGUGUUUUCUAAUAACAUUAAAGAUUGUGAUUAGCUUUUAAAAUAAUGAUGGAUGAUGUCUGUCAGGCCUAUUCCCUGUAGCAUAUUUAUUUUAUUGCUACACACAACUUUUCUUAUAGAUCAGGAUGGUAAAAAUGGGGUAAAUCCCCCCCCCCCCAUUUAAAACUUUCACCUUUUAAUUCUAUUUAUUUUAAGUGCAGUGCCCCAGCAAUACCAUCAAUGGUAAAGAUUUUUUUUAAAUUAAGAAUGAAAUGGCAGAAAUACAAUAACCCCAUUUUUUUUUCUUCAGUUUAUGGCACAUGGAAUAUAUUUUCUGCAAAAAAAUAAUUGCUAGGUGCUGAGGUUGAUGGUUUCCCAAACAAAAUAUUUUCACCUGGAAAUGCAGAGCAGUUUCCACAAUCGGUGUUAAGCACAGAUGAUAAACCUACAAUACAAAAUCUGCAUCUACUAAACAAAAGCCCCACAUUUGUAAAGUUUGUUUAGAUAACUAAAGUAAUGUCUGAACGUUCUCAUAAAAGGUGUCAGAGCUGGCUGCAAUUCCAUCAGGAAAAGAUUCUUAUUUUGCUAUAUUUAAUAUAUAUAUUUCUUUUUAUUUCACACCCAUGGCUGGUUUUAAAUAAAGAAAAUGCAAUGGUG